Molecule: messenger RNA, 393 nt
Organism: Aegilops tauschii subsp. strangulata
Lineage: Eukaryota; Viridiplantae; Streptophyta; Magnoliopsida; Poales; Poaceae
Source: RefSeq, a predicted model, not a curated record
AUGGAGAAACAAUUCUUGGGCAUGGAACUGCAGCAUGUGCCCCGAGGCACGAACAAGGAAGCCGACGAGAUCGCCAAGAGGGUGUCCAGGCGCCUGCCUCAGGAGCUUGUCAUCUUCGAAGAACGGCUCUUCAAGCCUUCGGCAGCCCCUCCGGCUGCGGACCCAGCGCCGCCUCAGGAGGGGCUUCCGCCACCACCAGCCUCCGGAGCCCCAGCCUGUGGUCCAACCUCAGGAGCCCACCUGCUCCUGGCGCUCGAGCCUCAGGAGGGGUGUUGGACCGAAGAGUUUAGGGCGUACCUGAUGCAAGGAACGCUGCCAGAGCAGGAGGAAGACGCGGAGCGCGUGGUCCGGCAGGCUACAGCGUACUGCAUCUGGGAUGGUGAGCUGUACUGA